AUGAUUUCCGUAAUAACAAACAAAUGGCUUAGUGACGAGACCGCCGAAGAGGAAGAACUUUAUAAUCACUCCAGGGAAAUGGAAACCGUCUGUUUUGCAAUAACGAAAGUGAUAUCGGAAUGUGACAACAAAUGGAUGGCAAACACUGUUGACAAAGACACAACGUAUUCAUUUGGCAAUCGUAGAUAUAUAUUGGAAUUAGUCAAUUUACAGGUGCUAGAACAAAUUAUUGAAUACAUAUCUAAAUUAGUGAAAUCGUUUUAUAAGUUGAAUCCUAAAUUUGCAAGAUUAAAAAAAGAUAAUGACUUGGUAUUAAGUAAACAUGAUCAUAUUUUUGAUAAAUUAUGUAGCUGGAGAUUUACAAUGUUACAAUCAAUGCAUAGCCUUAUAACAACAAUAUUAAAUACCUGUCUUCAUAGAGAGGAUUCGCGAAAAGUCCUCGAAUCAUGCUUGCGACUAGUAGAAUUAUAUAAUAACUUGAUUGGUCUAAGCUAUAAAAGGUUUACAUCUAAAUUUAAUAACUGCAGUAACACUUACCCGAAUGCUAUAAGCGCUACAAAACCAAUAACUUUAACAAAAAUUGUUCAGCUCCUAUCAAAGAGUCGUGCAGAAAACAAUUGCCACCGUUUGAUAAACUGUUUGAUUAAGAUGUACCAACCCGGAGCAAAUCCCGAUAACGAAUCCAGUUCCAGUACUGCAGAUAGCUUAGAAAUUUACCAUACGCUAACGAGGCAUAUAACACCACCUACAUCAACUGCUUCUCGACAAGUUAGCAUUAUACAGAAACAAGAGGCCUUCAUCGAGAAUAGAAAAUGUAAGAUGAAACAAGCCCAAAGUCUGAUAGAGAAGAGAAAUGGCCAUAGAAAAUUGAGUGAGGUGUUAAGUUAUUCUGAUGGUGACGUGCCGUACAAUUCGCUUCUUAUAAAUGAUGGUGUUAUGGAAACGGUAUUCAGAAAUGAAGAAAAUGUAAACAGCAUUUUACAAAGCGAAGAAAUGUACAUAGAAGUAUUAUUGGAUACCGUCGCUAACAUUGCCCCUGCAUUACUAGGACCUAACGGUGUCAAAAAACUUAAAACAGGACGGAUACAAGUCAGCAAGAAGGCCGCCCACAAAGUAACCGAAUAUUACCAGAACAUAUUGUGGGGAGAUGUAGGCAGUUGUCUGGAGCAUAUCGUUCUCUGGUGGUCAUCUUUCCCUUUGGGCACUAGAUCUCCGAAUAUCAGCCAAAAUCUUCGACAAUGGCUUUUCACAACUUUUAACGAUAACAAUACUCCAGAGUUGAUACUAUCCGCUUUAAGAAUACUAGCCGAUGCUCUGGGAUGCCAUGUGACCUCUACAUCUUGGGAUAGGCAUUUCGGAGCAACAUUGUCAACUAAUUUAAAAAUGACGUCUUUGAAAAUAUACCCAGAAUUAUCAGUUUUUAUAACGGAAAGUACAAAAUCAGGGGCGAACUUUGCCUUAAUGCUGCAAGAACUGGUAACUCUUAACAAUCAAUGUGAAGUCACCUGGGAUUACAUAUUAGGCGCUCCAUUAGAAGAUUUGCCGAUCGUUGAACAGAUACCAAUUUUACAUCGCCUUGAUCAUUCAAUACAUACUUUUCGGCUGUGGUGUUUGUCGGAAACCCGCCGUCUAGCUAACAUGUGGGAGAUGGAUGAUUUUUUUCGUAUUACUCACAAAGAUAUGCAAAUAUGUAUGGAGCAAUUAGCAAACUUGCGCUUUGCUGAUCACACAUCCUCAAUUGAAUUAGAAAACAUUGGUGUUCAUGAGAAAGUAAGUGCCAACAUGAGGGAGAAAUUGGUGUCCGAGGUCAAAGUCAACAUACAAAAACUGAAGGAUGCAACAGAGGAGAUAACGGAAGUGCUGUCUGCAGUGUGUGCAACUACGAGUUUAGCGCAUUUGACCAUGAUAUUUCCAAGCAACGCGGAAUGGCGACGGAUCACUCAACCACCACAACCAGAUAACUCAAUUUACGUGCAAGAGUUUUUAGAUAAAAUGCUGCUGCCAGUUAUAAAAGCAACGGAUGAUACAAUCGCUUUAAACAUGAUAUUGAGAAUCAUGUGCGAAUCAUGGCUGCAUCAUAUAUACGUCGCUAAAGUGAAGUUUACUAAAGAUGCAGCGAUGCAACUUUUGACCGAUUUCAACGAAGUACGGAAUUGGCUUAAUGAUUGCAGGGAACUCAGCAACGGCACUAGGAAACAAAUGUUACAGAAUGAAGUUUUGAGGCGUUGCGAAGGGGUGGGCAGGCUCUUGCUUCAUGCUCCCGGAGAUUUGAUAUCCAUGCAAGAGUCAACGACGCAGUCUGCGAAAUACGUGCGCAAGGAUGAAAACGACUCAGCGGAACAACUGAUGCCUGCAGAAAUGUACGUGCCCAACCAAAAGCAAUGGUUAACUCUCCGAGCGAAGAACCUAAAGGGGCCGCUUGCUUUUACGCUGUGUUGC
Molecule: messenger RNA, 2439 nt
Organism: Iphiclides podalirius (scarce swallowtail)
Lineage: Eukaryota; Metazoa; Arthropoda; Insecta; Lepidoptera; Papilionidae
Source: the annotation of a GenBank genome assembly